Molecule: messenger RNA, 4236 nt
Organism: Cynocephalus volans (Philippine flying lemur)
Lineage: Eukaryota; Metazoa; Chordata; Mammalia; Dermoptera; Cynocephalidae
Gene: SETD6
Product: SET domain containing 6, protein lysine methyltransferase
Exons: 9
Coding region: 47-1396 (449 amino acids)
Biological process (GO): peptidyl-lysine monomethylation
Cellular component (GO): nucleus
Molecular function (GO): protein binding; protein-lysine N-methyltransferase activity
Source: RefSeq, a predicted model, not a curated record
CGCCCGCUCUAGUUCUCUGGCCCGCUGGGCGGCGGGCAGUGAGACCAUGGCGACUCCGACAAAGCGGCCGCGGGUGUCGGGGCCGGUGGGCGGCAGCAACCCGGACCCAGUGGCCGGCUUCCUUAGCUGGUGCCGGCGGAUGGGGCUGGAGCUGAGUCCCAAGGUGGCAGUGAGCCGGCAGGGCACGGUGGCCGGCUACGGCCUGGUGGCCCGGGAAAGCGUGCAGCCCGGAGAGCAGCUGUUAGCGGUGCCGCGGGCCGCUCUCCUGUCACAGCACACCUGCUCAAUCGGCGGCCUGCUAGAGCGAGAGCGAGGCGCGCUGCAGAGUCAGUCCGGCUGGGUGCCGCUGCUGUUGGCACUGCUCCAUGAGCUGCAGGCCCCGGCCUCCCCUUGGAGCCCCUACUUUGCGCUCUGGCCCGAGCUAGACCGCUUGGAGCACCCCAUGUUCUGGCCAGAGGAGGAGCGCCGGCGCCUGCUGCAGGGCACAGGCGUACCUGAGGCGGUGGAGAAGGAUUUGGCCAACAUCCGCAGCGAGUACUAUUCCAUCGUGCUGCCCUUCAUGGAAGCCCACCCUGAUCUCUUCAGCCCCAGAGUUCGCUCUUUGGAACUCUACCACCAGCUGGUGGCCCUCGUAAUGGCAUAUAGCUUUCAGGAACCACUGGAGGAAGAGGAUGAUGAAAAGGAGCCAAACUCACCUUUGAUGGUGCCUGCUGCAGACAUGCUAAACCACUUAGCCAAUCACAAUGCCAACCUAGAAUAUUCUGCAAAUUAUCUUCGGAUGGUGGCCACUCAGCCCAUUCCUAAAGGCCAUGAGAUUUUCAACACUUACGGGCAAAUGGCUAAUUGGCAACUGAUUCAUAUGUAUGGUUUUGUCGAACCAUAUCCUGACAACACAAAUGACACAGCUGACAUUCAGAUGGUGACAGUUCGUGAAGCAGCAUUACAGGGAACAAAAGUUGAAGCUGAAAGACUUCUACUAUAUGAGCGCUGGGAUUUCUUAUGCAAACUGGAGAUGGUAGGGGAAGAGGGAGCCUUUGUGAUUGGGCGGGAGGAGGUGCUGACUGAAGAGGAAUUGACCAUCACACUAAAGGUACUAUGCAUGUCUGCUGAUGAGUUCAGAAAGUUUAAAGACCAGGAUGGAUGGGGAAACGGUAAAAGGGAAGAGGACAGCCUGACAAUUGCAAAUAUUCCCAAGCUAAAGUCAUCAUGGAGACAGCUUCUUCGAGACAGUGUUCUGUUGACCCUGCAAACCUAUGCUACAGACUUAAAAUCUGAGCAAGAUUUACUCAGUAGUAAGGAAGUCUACGCCAAGCUCAGCUGGAGGGAACAGCAGGCCUUACAGGUUCGCUAUGGUCAGAAGAUGAUUUUACAUCAGUUGUUGCAACUGACAAGUUAGCAGGAUCUCUAUGGUCUGAAGGAUCAGCAAUAAGAACUUUAUUCUAAGCUGAUGUUCACUGAUGCUUGAGAGGAAGGAAGAUCUGGAUUUUUGCUUUUCUUAAUUAGAUACCGAAAGGGAAAGUAGCAAAGAUGUUGUGCUAGGAUUAACUCUGAGGUAAUGGUGAGGUGUUUGAUUAGGAACAGCAGGCUUAAGAACAUUUUAAAGCUAUUUUGUUCUCAGUCUUAACCAAAGCCAGCAGAAAUAUAGUAAUAAAUAGGCUGUCUUGUAUUCUAGCAUUUAAUAACAUGGACUUUGGAGGUGGACCUGGUUCAGCCCGGGGUCUAUUUUGAGGAAGUCAUUUAACCUUUUUUUUUUUUUAAGAGAUUCCAUUUCCUGUUAUAGAGGAUUUAAUAAGCUAUAUAACUGGCACUUGGUUAGAGUGGUUGCUUUAAUUCCACCUUCAGUUAUCUAAUCAGCAGUCUGAAGUUUGUACAACUCACCCUUCAGGGAAUAAACUGUAAGACGCCAAGGACAUUCAAGCCCCACUCGUGUAAGACUUCAAGUAUUUAAUUUUGAACCAUUUUGUUCUCUCUGGCUAUAAAACUUGACAGUCAUUAAAUGUAAAUUUUAAGUGGGCUAAGUUUUAAAUAUAUACCUAUUCAUUUUCUUUUAAAAAUAUCAAAACACCUUGGGGUAAAGGAUAUUAGAGAAACAGAGAAACAUAGGCAUUUUGUAACUCAAUUUAACCAUAGAAACCUGCUCUGACAAUUUUCCAUUGUUGGAAAGAAAACAGGAGAAAAAAACUAUACAAAAACAAUUCCCAUGUUUGUUUAAGCAUGCCAGCUUAGUAGUGAGAAAGGUCUAUCAUUCCUCAUUCAGCAAGAAGUUGGUGUUUCCCGAUGGCCCCCUCUGCAAAGGCUGGGCUAUCCACUUUGCUCCUCAUCACCAGCACUGGCUGCUGCUACUGUGAAAGGCACAGUGGACUCACAUGUGUGUCAUGACUUUAAUGUUUAACUACAGUAUGCAUCUACAUUUAAGAAGUGGGAGAGCUAAAGCUCAGGAACUAGAAAGGCUACAAAAUACAAACUUGGCAACCAAUACAUCUCCAAAACAUUCGAAAUCCUUACAAAAGGUGCUGUAUUGGUCUUUUUAAAAAAAACUUAUUUGUUGUUCAACUCAGCCGAUAUGGCUGUUAGUGGGAUAAAUGGGGGAGGACAGUUCAUAUGAUUUGGUUCCCUUUCCUUUCCCUACAAUUUACAAGUAUUAGGAGAGGGAUGGGGGAGCUUUAGGCCUGGUCUGGUGUCCCCUAUAGGGAGAGUUGACCUUGUCUCACAGGCACAGUGUAUAUAAACAGUUAGUACAACUGUUGCUUUCCCUGCUGGCAGCUUUAGAUAGAAGCAAAACAAAAACCCAUGAGGUCUCAUCUGAGAGCCCUUCCCAUGUUCCGUUGCAUACUGAAUUCUAUCACAACCACAUUUUACAUAAUUUAGUGAUUUCCAAGGUCCCCUGUCCACGUUAAAAAAAAAAAAAAAGUUACACAGUAUUUAAACUGGCUUUUUGCUGUUCUAUGGGACACCAAGAAUGUCAGAAGACAUGGAGCUAUGCCCUCAGAAAAGUGCAUGGCUUCAGCUGUCUCUUACGAGGUACAAAUUUAUGUAUUUGCCUUAGACACAUUUUGUACAAACCCAAGAAGUUCCAGACAAAGGUUUUUUCUCUUUCAUAUAUUUACACAAGUUCAAAAUGAUAUUCACAGCAUCUUCUAAAUUUUGGCCAAGAGUCAAAAAAAUGCAUUAAACUUUGGAACCCACAUAGACAGGAGGCUGACCCAACAAGCAGUUGGGGCAGAUACCCGAGAACCAAAGGGCUGGAAGGUCAGGAAGAGCUGAAAGGAAUUCUUCAGUUUAUCAACUUGGCGCAGUGGGAUCUCCAGGCUGAAACCUUUGCAACGGAGCUGCAGUUCCAUCUAACUGGCACCUGUCCCUUCCAUUACUUGCUGAGCCUGCUUCUGCCCCAUGCAGCACUGUGCAACCGACUGGAAUAACCUGAAGAAUGGAGACAGUUGCAAAUUCAUUUGUGAGAAAAGUUUAGGCCUAACAACACCUUGUAUCUCUUGUUUUAGCUGUUCUUGCCAUGUUAAUCACCAACCCAAGCUGGAGAAAACAAAUGAUUCUCAUUCUCCCCUCAUUCCCAGAAAAUUAAAAUUGCUUUUAACUCACUUUUCAAUUUCUGGAGCACAGUGUACAAACUCAUGAUUCCAGAACUUAAAUGCUGGAUUUUUAAUCAGCUCAAUGAAGGUAAUAAGAAGACCCCAAGGAUGUGGCCUAUUUACAAUCAACCGUUCCAAGAGAACCCUGGAGAAGGGGAGAGAGGGUUACUAGUUAAUGCACAGAGAAACAUGCAAAUUCAUGACCAAUUCUCCACUACCUUUUUUCUGAUUCUUCUCCCUGAUUAUUAAACCACAUGCAAAAGUUUUUACCUUUACUAAAGACAGGUAGAUUAUUCUUUAUACGACACUCUUAGUGUAGAUAGAUUCUGGAUAGGAUACCAGGGUUUGAGUCUUGACUCUUCUAUUUACUAAGCCCUAGAAUACUAUUAACAUAAAGUAAGUGUAAGAAUAUAUAUCUCAGAGCUGAUCAGAAUAAGAUGGUGGGGAGAGAAGCCAAAUAAAGCCCACAGAGUACAUGGCACAAAAAGUAAUCACUUCAAGAAUGAACACCCAAUGAAAAUGAGGAAACAGGAAACAAGAAUUCUAAAACUACCAGUGCAUAUAUAAGUUGGCAAAAUUUUUUUGAAUGGCAAUAAGUAUUGGCCUAAAUAUUCAUAUCCUUUCACCUAACAAUUGUACUUCUAAAUUUACC